CGUACUGCUGCUGUGUAGCAAACGCUAUUUUCCCACAUCCCACUUAGCUCAGAGAUGAAAGCAUCCUGCGCUUUGGCAGUGGUCUUGGGCCUCUGCAGGGGGCCCACAGCAGUGGUGUCGUUCCUUCCCCCCCCGGCCACGGCGCUUGCCGGUGCAAAGAGCAGUGCUCCGGUAGCGGCCGGGCCGUUGAUUGCUGCUUCAAGCGUUGCUGCGGGGGGCCGUGGCUCUCGCCUGGCUGCGGCCCGGGAGGACUGCAAGAGCUGCAUGGAGGCGGAGCUGUUGGAGGAGGAGAGGAAGGCAGCCGCAAAGGGGGGCGGGGCGGAAGGCGCUGCGACCAGGAGGGCAGCGUUGGAAGAGUAUAACCGGCGGGAAAAAGCUCGCAACACGAAGAUAGCAUUCGGGUCGUUCCUGUCGGCGGUGGGGCUGUUCUUUUUCCAGCAUGCCGCCAUCGCCCCCGCACAGGCGAACCCGGUGGUCCUAUUGCGGGCAAUGGAGACUUCCUCGGCCCCGCUGGCGACCGCCCUCACGAACGGGAAGCCCACGGUGGUAGACUUCUACGCCGACUGGUGCGAGAACUGCAAGGCGAUGGCACCCAGCAUGAGGGAGAUCGAGGAGCAGUUUAAGAACCAGAUCAAUUUUGUGGUGGUGGACGGCAGCGCCGAGAAGAACUACGACUUGGUGGACGCGUUCAGGGUGGACGGUAUCCCUCACUUGGCGAUGGUCAAUGGCAACGGGGAGGUAGAGACGGCCAUUAUCGGAGCGGUACCGAAGGACGUUGUGGUGGACGACAUCAAGGCCUUGUUGGCCGGUCGGCCCUUGCCUUUCAAGGGUUUCGACAUGUUCGAAGGGGAGGACCACAACAUCAAGGGACAGAUCGAGAUCGACGGGUGAAGGCG
This is a messenger RNA of Ectocarpus siliculosus, 896 nucleotides long. The record is from the annotation of a GenBank genome assembly. NCBI's taxonomy places the organism in Eukaryota, Phaeophyceae, Ectocarpales, Ectocarpaceae.